Molecule: messenger RNA, 1431 nt
Organism: Pocillopora verrucosa
Lineage: Eukaryota; Metazoa; Cnidaria; Anthozoa; Scleractinia; Pocilloporidae
Product: DELTA-thalatoxin-Avl2a-like
Source: RefSeq, a predicted model, not a curated record
AUGAUGCAUUUCCCUUUGGUGCUCCUCGUUUGUGUGUCAUCCGCAUUUAAAUUAACAUGUGAGGCUACCGACGCUGAGAAUUCUGCGCUGGGAAGAGUGAUAGAUCUUCGAAAGGUCAACUUACUGGCCGACUUUCAGGAAGAAGAGAACAGAAUCUUUGAGGAGCUUCCCCCGAAAUGUCUCGUAAAAAAAACUUUGAAGUCUUCGAGCAGCCACUUCGAAUAUUAUGCAAAUACCAAGGAAUUUUAUAAAUCACUCGCCACCCAGUCAAGCUUGAGCGCCUCUCUGCAGUCCGCUUACUCGUUGGGUGUUACGGUAUCAGUAGCAACAAAGAGCAAAAGCUCACAGCAAAGUGAAGUGAGUGGCAUGUCUUUAAUCAAGCAGGCGUUAACAGAAAAGAUCCACGUCGAUAAAGAAUGUCUACUGAGUGACGACAUCUCAACCUUGAAGGGAACAUUUCUAAAUGACCUCGAGGACUUGCCUGUAAACGUCGAAAAUCCCUGGGACUCAAAAUCCUGGGUGAAGUAUCGUACUUUUCUGAAAAAAUAUGGCUCUCACGCAAUAACUUCUGUGAAGCGCGGAUCAAAAUUCCAGCAAAUGACAUUCGCAGAGAGCUCUAAGGCUUAUACUGAAAGAGAUUUCCAAGUAAAAGCUUGCGUUUCGGUUGCAGGACCUACUAAGGUCGGAAAGGUUGGCGUCUCUGCAUGUUCAAACGUGAGCCAAAGUGAGAUAUCCAAAGCGAGCAGGAUGAGCACAAGCGAGAAACGCUUUGUCAAAGGUGGAAAAAGGGAAACAAAUAGCAAGCUGGCAAACGGGGCGACGUCGGUUGAAUUGAUUGACCAACUCAUGGAUGAAGCAGAUGAAUUUCCAGCGUCUGUUCAGCACACUUUCCUGGCGAUCUGGACCAUCCUACAGAGUCGCUUUAAACAGGGAUCUCCUACUAAUAUCAAAGCCACAAACCUGGAGUACUACUACCUUGGGUUCUUGAAUUAUGGUUGUCCAUACAUAAGUAGCUCUGGACUUGCCAUACAAAAAUUCGACCAUACCAGUGGCUCCAGUGAGAAGGAUCCAGAAUUCGAAUGUACCCUGGCAAAAGAGGGCUGCCACAGUGCCAACGACUGUCACUACAAACCCAUUUGGUGCUCCUGUCGUGGUCCAACAUGUGUCCAUUACAAGUCAAUGAAACAAGAUACAGGUGACACUAAAGAAACCGCAUACGCAAACACAUUUGACGAUUGGGGAUGGCAUGGAUGCGACUGGAAAUUUUGGGGGUCUAGCUGCACUUGCAAGAAUGAAAAUCUUGAUCAGCGGAAAACUGUGUGGUUCUUGCCAAACAGAGAUGCUGCUACACAAAAGGCACAAACCCAGGGCGCACACAAAAAAGGCAAAAGAUUAAGGUCGCCAAAGUACACCGAUAGGAAAGGAAAAUGA